ACGACUACAUCAACCGCGUUGUCAUAACGCUCCGCUUAACGGUCUACGAGGGUACGUAGACAACACUCUCCCCUCUCGUUGCAAUGCAUCACCAUGAUCUUGCGUGUGCAUAGGAUUUUUUUUUGAAAUUACUACGUUUCCCACACAAAUAUUUGACACAACUCUAACAAAUCAUAAUGCCAAAACGAGUCGUGCGUAUGCUUGAAUUUGCAUGCAGGCCUUUAACUCGCAAGGUAGGAAUCAACGGUGUUCAACAAUUUGAUAUGCCCUCCAUUUUUAUAUACAAGGUCACUUCUUAUUUAUUUUUAUGUCUACAUUUGAUCAUUAAUUUUGUCAACAAAAUGUGAGUUAUAUGCCAGAAAAAGCAUAUCACUGGAUGCACAUUUCAAAGAACUUUCCAAUGACAUAUUUUUAAUGACAUAUACACAUAUUUUGUUGACCAAAAUUAUAAGUCGAAAUUUAACAUGAAAACCGAAAUAGUCUUGCAUAAAAAAAUAGAGGGAGUAUAAGUCGAAAUUCAUAAUGAAAUUCAUCUUGUGUCACGUGGGUGACAAGAUUGUCGUGGCGUUAGAAUUGCGUGGGUGACAAGAUUAGUACUGGUGUGAGAAUGACUAGUUUGGUGGAACGGUUUACCCAAGUUGUGUGUGUGGUUGUCGUCGAAAUCAUUAAUUAGAGGAUACCCCUUAAAAAAUUCGAUCUCACCUUCACUUGCGAUGACAAGUGGUGCAGCGUAUAUGUAACACUUCUAAUAACGUGGAAGUUUUGUGUUUUAUGUUCGUCCGUCCGUUUUUUUAAUGUUUUAUCUCUUGAACCGUGCAUCUAAAUUAUAAACUAUUUUUAUUGUUGCGUUUCUCGCAUCAAUAUCUUCAAAAUUAGAUCCCAUGCUAGUAGGUUUGACGGUUUUUUUUUUGUGAAAUAGAAAAAAAAGGAAAACCUGUAAUGGGAAAAAGUCGGAAAUAAAAAAAAUUUGAAACAAAAAAAAUCAGAAGCAAACAACGAAAACCCGAAAAAUGGAAAUAGGAAGCACAUCCGUGCUUUUCAUUUUUUUGGAAGAACACGUGUGCCUUUAUUUUGGGAAGCAGAUCUAAAGAUGAAAUAAGCUUCUCCCCGCCUAGUCCCUGUUUCGAUGAUGCAUCUAACGUUGUUGAAGGGCAUGCAAAAGUGUCGGCGGAUAUCAGGGUUUGGUCGGUUCUGAUCUUCGAUAGAUCUGUUUGGAUCCAUUCUUUGUUCGUCUUUGUUCUUGUGUCUACAGGUUAGAUUCUCUCGAUCUAUACUUCUUCAUCAGCGACGUUUGUUGUUCUGUUGCACUAGUUCGUGUGUCUAUGAACAUAGAUGUAUUUUUUGUUAUUUCUAUGUUCUUUGCACUGCCAUGCCAUAGGAAGUUUUCUAGGAAAAUAAGACAGGUUAAUGAGAUUUUUUUUCUUUGGAAAAAUUCGAGGAAAACUGGAAAACCUACAUGGACCAGCCGCCAGUUUUUUUUGGACCAGCGCGGUCAGCUGCCCGUCGGCCCAGCCCAACCCGCCCUACCGCUCUCUCUUCCUUCCAUCAUCUCUCUCCCGAUUCCACCCCUAAAAAAAAGAGAGAAAGCUACAGGGGUCGAGUUGGAUGGCGCCUUCCACAUCCGAUCGAGAGCACAACGGUGAGGCGAGCAGCAGCGGGGCGGGCUCAAAAUCGAAGGAGAAGGAGCGGCCAAGGUCCUUUGACGAGAAGACCCGUACUGCGUGCUGGCGGAAGGCGGCGGUGCUGGCAGGGCGACACCCAGAGCGGUGGCGGCAGGACGCCGCUGGCAACGUGGUGUGUCGCCGCUUCUGGAGCUGCCACGGCUGCCUCUGCUAUGAAUACGACCACAUCAUUCCCUUCUCCAAAGGAGGGGAGUCUACUGUUGAGAAUUGCCAGAUCCUUCAGACUAGGGUGAACCGUUCCAAGUCUGAUAAAGCAUGGGUGGAGAAGGCAGAGAUGCAAGGCUUUUCCUGCGAUAUCAAGUUCACAGACAAGGAGCUUGAUGUAAUCGAGAUGGCAGUCUAUGGGGAUGUCAUUCGUCCUGGCAAACAAUGUCGCUGCAAGACAGUAGCUGAGAUGCUUGGACAGGUGAAAUCAAAGAAUCAACUGGCUGCUUGCGACUUACCAACAUAAUGAUGCCUCCUAAUAUGAAGACCAUUUAGACCCAUGCCCUUCUUUCGGGAAGGGCAAUCAUUGUCAAACUGCUGAUUACAUUAUAUUAUUGAUCUCCAUUAAAUUGGUAUCAUUGUCUUCAGCACAAAAGCACACCUAUAGAGCAAUCUAAGCUCAUAAGUGCAAUUAUAUUGUGCUUAUCACUUGUCAGUGAUGCCUGUCAGAAUCUUGGAAUGUGACAAUGAACAUAUUUGACUGUAGAAUUAUUAACUUGAUAACACCACUUAUCAAGAGUUGUUUCAAGGUAUUGUGUUUGUAGUAAUC
Messenger RNA from Triticum aestivum (bread wheat), 2436 nucleotides. RefSeq lists its product as uncharacterized. Gene Ontology annotation, molecular function: endonuclease activity; zinc ion binding; nucleic acid binding. The transcript has 4 exons. The coding region runs from base 1606 to 2133 and encodes 175 amino acids. NCBI's taxonomy places the organism in Eukaryota, Viridiplantae, Streptophyta, Magnoliopsida, Poales, Poaceae. The record is from RefSeq and is a predicted model, not a curated record.